CCCCCGUGAAGCACCCGUUGUGUGACGUCGACUCAGAGCGCCCCCAGAUGACCCGCCGGAAAGGGCGCGCCUGAUCGCGGCGAUCUGAUCGACUCACUUGAAGUCGAGAUAAUGAUCUUUUGCCUCAGCUUACUAGCGAUCAUCACGGAUUCGUAUUUAGCUGAGAAUGGAUCAUCGUGUCAGGACGCGGUAACGCGUUGCGAAGCUGCGGACGAGUGUCGAUGGCAUUUGGGCGAGUUACGCGUACGAUGUGCUCCGGAUACAUGUCGACGUGCUGAAUGUGCUGCGGCUCUUCAACGUUUUGCUCGUUUCGUUCCGUUUUCUUUGGUGGAGUCGAUGAUGUUUUGCCAUUGUUCGGCUGGUGACUCAGAAUGUGCUCAUCAACAGGAAUUGCUCUAUCCAAAGUGCCUUUAUUCAACUAACUCAGCGGCAAUGACAUGUACUGAAGCAGCACGCAAAUGUGAUUCGGACCAUCGAUGUCGGCAUCUGCGGCAUUCACUUUCAGCAAAUUGCCCCAUAGCUCAUGACGAAUGUAUUAAAACGUCGUUAGAUGAAUGUAGGAGAACAAUUUUGCAUGCUAGGGCAUCAAUUCUGGAGCAGCCUUGCUAUUGUCCGUUAGCUGAUGUGGAAUGUAUGGCUCAUCAAAGAACGAUGAUUCCGAAUAACCCUUGCAUCGAGAAAGCUAUGCUUGACUACUCUCGUCUGAUGGGCUACAAUACUCCCACCGCCGUCAAAAGUGUGAGCAUUGAAACAAACCGCGUUUAUGACACCAAUGUGCAAGAAGCAGGAUCAUCCAAGAGUGCAUCACCGUAUCGCGCGGAAAACUCUAGAAUCGCAGUGGAUAGCCGAGGUGUAGUAAGAUCGGGAGGAAGUAACCCUAGUAAUCGAAGGAUUACUUCUGGCCAUAGUGGAGAAACACGGAUAAAUGUUGGAGAGACGGGAGGAAAUCAGGACAAGGGAGAAAACAUGGAAGACGAGAAAGAAGAAAAGAGGGGUGAACAUGAGGAAUCUGCGGCCAAGGAAGGUGAGAAGAUGGGGAAUGAGCAAGGAUCGGUGGCAUCAACAACGCGAGGGCCAAAAGUGACAACAUGGCAUCCUCAUGGAAAAGUUCAGCAUAAUGAGGGUCGACGGAAGAGUAAAUUUCGGACGACGCCGUCGCCGUUACCUCCAACAGAACCGCCACCACCGUGGGAAACGACCACAACACCUUUGCCAACAACCACGACAACAUUCGUAACGCAUGCACCUCCGCCACCUGAAGGGUGCAGCGCUAAGGAUGCCAGCGGUCGAAAUAUUUUUGUUCACAUAGGCUCUGUUAUACGGAGAUACGUGGACUGGUCAGGGCGAUGUUCGUCAUGGUGUGAAUGUUUAGCAGAGGAUAAAUUGACUUGCGAACGUUUGCCAUGUCUGGAAGAUGGACGUUGCGAAGCGCCAUUGACGACUGUUGAUUUUGGAGAAAGAUUGUUUUUACGUGAUCGUGGUGCAUGCUAUUGUGAAUCUGGUUCAUUUAUCUGUGAUUUACCAGAGGAAAUGCCAGAAGUAUAUCCUGGAAUUUACCUCUCAGCUGGUUACUCAGUAAACGAUGUUGAGAUGUUACGUAGCGAAACACCUCGUGACGUCUUAGAACGUGCUGGAUUUCUCUCAUCGAAUGCGGCGACGGAUAUCGCCAGCAGACUCCAAAUUGCCUUCGAAAGAAUACUUCCUGAGGGCUUACAAUGUCGGAUCGUACUGAUGCCAGAAAUGAGUGAAUCUGGAUCAGCAUUUAUGAGAGUUGAAUGGUUCGGCAAAAAUGAAGCGCUCAAUCAUACGAAAGUACAAUGGCAUACUGGUGGAGCCGAAAAGGCUUGCUCUACAUACGUCAACAAGCUCUCAAACUACUUCUCGCUCAGCGAAUCGCCACGCUUUCAGUUGGUGCUCUCCUCUGUAAAGCAGCUCAAAGUACUAGAUUACUUAGAUGGACUGCCUUCAUCAACGCCAGAUGUAAGAUAUCUCAUUGCUGCGCUAGUAUUAUUAUUCAGAUUAUUUAUGCAAUUAGUGAUAUGACACGAGCUCAUUCGGUGCCUUUGAUGAUAUUUAUAUGUUGACAAUUCUUGAUAAAUGUUGUUAUUU
Molecule: messenger RNA, 2109 nt
Organism: Cylicocyclus nassatus
Lineage: Eukaryota; Metazoa; Nematoda; Chromadorea; Rhabditida; Strongylidae
Source: the annotation of a GenBank genome assembly